Messenger RNA from Bombus impatiens (common eastern bumble bee), 3397 nucleotides. RefSeq names its product probable ATP-dependent RNA helicase DDX46 (gene Prp5). Gene Ontology annotation, cellular component: nucleus. Gene Ontology annotation, molecular function: RNA helicase activity; nucleic acid binding; ATP binding. Lineage: Eukaryota; Metazoa; Arthropoda; Insecta; Hymenoptera; Apidae. Bases 139 to 3387 code for a protein of 1082 amino acids. Gene Ontology annotation, biological process: mRNA splicing, via spliceosome. The transcript has 8 exons. The record is from RefSeq and is a predicted model, not a curated record.
CGUUCCCAUCGUUCUACGUUUCUCGAGGUAGCGCUAACCGUGGAAAAGCUCGCGGAAUGGACGAUCGAUGAUUUCAGAGUAUUUAUUCCGGUCUUGCACGCGCCGUGUCUCACGCUUACGUUCAUCUCCUCGUUGUUAAUGUGCAAACGAGUAGUGGCAGCACCUGUACGACGAGGGGAACUUGGCUGCGCGUUUGUAAACGAAAGUAAUUUUCUCUUCUAUUUUCCGACGAAAUUAGAAAAACAUCGCUAUAAAUGCACGCCUAUUAAAAAUAUUUACAUUCCCAAACAGAAUCUUCCGGCUGUUAAGCAGCAUCGUCGAUCAUGGUUCGAAGUAGCGACAAGGACAGACAUCACAGAAGGCGAUCUAGAUCGCGAUCCAGAUCGCGAUCCGCCACACCGGAGAAGAAACGACGGCGAUCUAGGAGUCGCGAUAGGGAUAGAGAACGAGAUAAAGGUCGGCACAGGGAAAGAAGGAGCCGUUCCAGAGACCGUGACAGAGAUAGAAGAGAUCGCUCCGAUAGAGACAGAGACCGCGACAGGAAACGGCUCAAAGUCGUCGCGUUCAGGCAAAGAUCGGUCGAAUAGAUCGAGAUCGAGAGAGAGAAAGGAGAAAGAGAAGGGUGACAGCGAUGAACUGCCGUUCGAUCAUACAAAGUUGGACAAGGAGGAAGAGCAGAAAAGAUUGGAAUUGGAAAUGCAAAAGAGGAGAGAAAGAAUAGAGAGGUGGCGCGCCGAAAGGAAAAAGAAAGAGUUGGAGGCAACGAAGAAAGACGGUAAGGCAUCCAUUUUAGCAAACCUACAGUUGCCUAUGAAAAAGUGGUCCCUCGAGGAUGACAGUGAUGAAGAAACGCCUGUUGUCCAAAAUAGCAACAAGGAAUGCAAAGAAGACGGAGAAACGAAAGAGCAAGUGGAACAAGUUAAGGAAGAAGCUAAAUGCGACGAAGAAGAAGUCGAUCCCCUCGAUGCCUUUAUGGCAGAAGUUCAAGAGGAAGUUCGUAAGGUGAACAAACUCGAUAGCAAAGGUGGAAAGAACGCGAAUAACGGCACAGGGACGGGAGGUACUCAGAGCGGUGGCGUUGUUAUCGUCACCGGUGUAGCCAAAAAGAAAGUGCAGAAGCAAAAGGGUGAACUGAUCGAACAGAAUCAAGAUGGUCUUGAAUAUUCCAGCGAAGAGGAAGGCGAAAAUCUUCACGAAACAGCUGCUGGCAUCGCGAACAAGCAGAAGCGAGAAUUAGCCAAAGUUGAUCAUGCAACGACCGAGUAUCAACCGUUCAGAAAAUCAUUCUACGUCGAAGUACCUGAGAUCGCGAGAAUGACGUCGGAAGAAGUGGAAGCGUACAAAGAGGAGUUAGAAGGUAUUCGCGUGAAAGGCAAAGGUUGUCCGAAGCCCAUUAAAUCAUGGGCACAGUGUGGCGUCACGAAGAAAGAGUUGGAGGUGUUGAAGAAACUCGGUUACGAGAAACCAACCCCUAUUCAAUGUCAAGCCAUUCCGGCGAUCAUGUCUGGCCGUGAUUUGAUAGGUAUAGCAAAGACAGGCAGUGGGAAAACGUUAGCCUUCUUGCUACCGAUGUUCAGGCAUAUUCUCGAUCAGCCUCCAUUGGCAGACGGUGAUGGUCCGAUCGCGUUAAUCAUGACGCCAACUAGAGAAUUAUGCAUGCAAAUCGGUAGAGACUCGAAAAAGUUCACAAAGUCUCUGGGGCUGUCCCAUGUCUGCGUUUACGGUGGAACCGGUAUAUCGGAACAGAUAGCCGAGCUAAAGAGAGGCGCCGAAAUAAUCGUUUGUACGCCAGGUAGAAUGAUCGAUAUGCUAGCCGCUAACAGCGGAAGGGUGACAAACCUGCGCAGAGUAACGUACGUGGUUCUUGACGAAGCGGAUAGAAUGUUCGACAUGGGUUUCGAGCCCCAGGUCAUGCGUAUUAUGGAAAACGUUCGACCAGAUCGGCAAACUGUACUGUUCAGCGCGACAUUCCCUCGACAAAUGGAAGCAUUAGCAAGAAGAAUUCUAACCAGACCUGUAGAGGUUCAGGUCGGAGGACGAUCGAUCGUUUGUAAGGAUGUCGAACAGCACGUGGUAGUUCUCGAAGAAGAUCAAAAGUUUUACAAGUUACUUGAAAUCCUUGGUCACUAUCAAGAUAAAGGUUCCGCUAUAAUAUUCGUCGACAAGCAGGAGAACGCAGACACCUUACUCAAGGAUCUGAUGAAAGCCUCUUAUUCCUGUAUGUCGCUUCACGGAGGUAUCGACCAGUGCGAUAGAGACUCGACUAUAUUGGAUUUCAAGGCUGGCAGGACAAAGUUAUUAGUCGCAACGUCAGUGGCGGCCAGAGGUCUGGACGUGAAGCAUCUGGUACUCGUGGUGAAUUACGACUGCCCGAAUCACUACGAGGAUUACGUGCACAGAUGUGGAAGAACAGGAAGAGCUGGGAACAAGGGGUACGCGUACACUUUUAUCACAUCGGAGCAAGAACGUUACGCGGGUGAUAUUUUACGUGCUCACGAAUUAGCGGGUGUCCCCGUUCCGGAACCGUUGCGUCAACUAUGGGAGGGAUACAAAGCUCGACAAGCGGCAGACGGGAAGAAGGUUCACACAGGAGGCGGUUUCAGUGGUAAAGGAUUCAAAUUUGACGAAUCGGAGGCAGCGUUGGCCAACGAAAAGAAGAAGUUCCAAAAGGCAGCUCUGGGAUUACAAGAUUCCGAUGACGAGGACAUAGAGAACGACAUCGAUCAACAAAUAGAGAGCAUGCUUGCUCCAAAGAGGACGGUUCGUGAAAUCGCCAGACCUUCCGCCACCAAUAUCGCGGUUCCUGGUCAGCCUGUAGCUAGCGCGACUGACAAGUUGGAGUUGGCUAGGCGACUGGCGUCUAAGAUCAACAUUGCGAAGAAUCUAGGUGCCGAGGCGAAGGGCGCAACACAGCAAGCAGCCGAAGCUAUACUUAAAGGCGCUGGCCCCACCAAUCUUAUUACAGCGAAAACGGUUGCCGAACAGCUGGCUGCCAAGUUGAACACGAAAUUGAAUUACCAACCUCGCGAAGAGGAUCUGGUGGAAAGCGACGCAGAGGCUGGCGAACAAACGUUCCGCAAAUACGAGGAAGAAUUGGAGAUCAACGACUUCCCGCAGCAGGCUAGGUGGCGAGUUACAAGCAAGGAAGCUCUUGCUCAGAUCUCGGAGUACUCCGAAGCAGGUCUCACGGUUAGAGGGACUUACAUCGCACCCGGUAAAGCACCACCGGAAGGAGAGAGGAAGUUGUAUCUCGCCAUCGAAUCUACCAGCGAGCUAGCAGUUAGCAAGGCCAAAGCAGAAGUUUCGCGUUUGAUCAAGGAAGAGCUGAUCAAGUUACAGGCGUCCGGAGCGCAUACCGCAUCUCGCGGUCGUUACAAGGUUUUGUAAAAAUGGAAAA